UAACACUUAUGUUUCUAGACAAUAUCUCAAGAUGCCUUUGAGCUUUUGCAAUGAAAUUUUAUACAACAACUCCUUAUGGCCUAAAAAAGAUCCACUUGAUUUUGAGGUUGAAAGGUCAAAGAUCAAGAAUAUGUCUCCUAUCUUUAACAGCAACGUCAUAGAAAUAGUCCCUAAAACAAACACAUCCCAGAGAUAUCUAGAACAUCAGUGUUGACAUUUGAAUGUCCAAAACAGAGACAGACAGAUAUGAGCUUUAUCUUUCUUACCUGUGAUAAUAAUUAAUUAGACUUACCUGUGCAACAGGUGAGAAAAAAGCACAGGAAGCUCAAAGAGCCAUUAGGGGAUUAAAAUUAUGUCAGUGUUGCAAUGUGUGAGGACCCUGUCUUUGGGCAGGAGGACUCUGCUUUCUCAGGGCAUUUGCACCUAUGGGGGACAGAACAGAUUUCAGACAGUUUUAGGGGGAAAAGAUAGGAGGUGUUACUCAGAGACAACCUUGGACCCACCCCCAGCUCUACCCUCUAGUGCCAGGGUUGUCAUUUGUGGAGGGGGUGUGAUUGGAACAUCAGUUGCAUAUCACUUGGCCAAGGCAGGAUGGACAGACGUGGUGCUGCUAGAACAGGGACAGUUGACUGGAGGAACCACAUGGCAUUCAGCUGGACUGAUCUCACAGGCCAGACAGGAUGUGUCCACCUCUAAACUCAUGCGGUAUGGCAGAAAACUGUACCAAGAACUGGAGGCAGAGGGACACAAUCUCAGUUUUAAGCAGUGUGGUAGUUUAAUGUUAGCCCAGUCUAAAGACCGACUGAUUUAUCUUCAGCGGAGGAGUCAGAUUGCUAUAGCUGCUGGGAAUGAAAGUCACAUUAUUACACCCCAAGAGGCCAAGAAAAUUUGUCCUUUAAUCAGAAUUGAUGACUUAGAGGGGGCUUUAUGGAUACCAGAGGAUGGGGCUCUUACUGCCCCAGAUUUAGCCCUAACCUAUGCUUCUGUUGCAAAAGAAAUGGGUGUGAAGGUAUUUGAGAGGGUAGCUGUAGAUAAGGUUGUGGCAAAUAAAAGAGUUGUCUCCCAUGUGGAAACCUCUGCUGGAAAAAUUGACUGUGAAUACUUUGUCAACUGUGGGGGAAUGUGGGCCCAUAGUCUUGGGAAAAAAUCUAAACCCGAAGUCAAAGUCCCUCUUCAUCCCUGUGAGCAUUUCUACAUCACAACAAAACCUAUAGAAGGAAUGGAUCCCAUGAUGCCAGUGGUGAGGGAUUAUGAUGGCCUGACCUACUUCAGGGAGUGGAGUGGAGGGAUUCUGGCAGGGGGAUUCGAACCUGUGGCAAAACCAGCAUUCCUGAAUGGAAUUCCAAAGGAUUUCCAGUUUGGGUUACUACCCGAUGACUGGGAUCAUUUCCAGGUACUUUUGGAUCCCAUCCUUCACCGCAUGCCAGUGAUGGAAGAAGCAAAUGUCCAUAAGAUGUUCAAUGGUCCAGAGAGUUUUACACCUGAUGGCCACUGGAAUCUUGGGGCUGCUAGUGAGAUCAGAAAUUACUAUGUAGCUGCUGGGAUGAGUUCCAUGGGAAUAGCGGGAUCAGGAGGGAUCGGGAAGUACUUGACAGAAUGGAUCACGGAGGGAAUGCCCAGUAUAGACCUGUCCAGUCACGAUAUCCUGAGACACGUACCCCAUCACAACAAUCCUAAAUUCCUAGCAGAGAGGGUCAAAGAAACACUGGGUAUGUACACUCUGAGAUACCCGAAUGAGCAGCGUUAUAGAGGAAGAAAACUCCGAACCUCGCCAUUACACACAAGACUUGAAGUACAAGGUGCUUGCUUUGGAGAAACCAAUGCUUAUGAGAGACCCAUGUGGUUCACAAAUUCAAAUGAUGACUACCUACAUGAUCAGUACAACAUAGAGAAGGGAGGGAGAACUUUUGCGCAGCCAUCUUUCUUUGACAAUGUGAGAGAUGAGUACUGGGCUUGUAAGGAAAAUGUCUGUUUGAUUGACAUGUCAUCUUUCACCAAAACAGAGGUCCGGUCCAAAGGACCAGAGGCACUACAAUUUCUGCAGUACCUGAGUUCAAACAACAUUGAACAGCCUAUUGGCACCAUUAUCCACACUGGAAUGCAGAAUAAAUUUGGAGGGUAUGAAAAUGACUGCACCAUUGUUCCUAUGGAGAAUAAUACGUUCUUCAUGAUCUCACCAACUUCUCAACAGACAAGGUCAUUGAACUGGUUACUGAAACAUCGGCCAGCAGAUGGCUCUGUGGAGAUCCGUGAUGUCACUUCUGCCUAUGCAGGGAUCAAUGUGAUUGGUCCUCAUGCUCCUCAGCUGUUGAAUGAUGUGUCAGGGGUCAAAACUUCCAGACAAGAAUUCAAACAGAUGACUUGUAAGGUGAUAGAUGUUGGCUUUGCCAGCAAUAUUAUUGCUAUGAGGCUAACUCACUCAGGGGAGGAUGGCUUUGUGCUUUACGUUCCAUCAGAGUAUGGCUUACAUGUGUAUGAAACCUUGGUGAAAGCAGGAAAAGACUAUGGGAUUCGUGAUGCUGGGUAUUAUGCACUUCGUGAGCUACGAAUAGAGAAAUUCUACGCUUAUUGGGGGUCUGACCUCACAACUCACACCACACCACUGGAGAGUGGCAGAGAAUUCAGGGUAGCAUUUGAGAAGGGGGAUUUCAUAGGAAAGGAUGCCCUUCUGAAACAGAGAGAGAAUGGGAUCAGCCAAAGAUUUGCUCAGUUCUUCUUAAAUGACUUUGAUUAUGAGACUGAUGUGUGGCCAUGGGGUGGGGAACCAAUCUAUCGCAAUGGCAAAUAUUGUGGUACUAUUACAUCCACUGGUUAUGCCCACACAUUGGAACGAAUGACAUGUCUGGGUUUUGUCACGGACUAUGACAGUGAAGGAAAGAGGGUGUUACACAAGGCCAUGCAUGACUUUAUUUUGGAUAAGUCAGCAAAGUAUGAGAUAGCCAUUGCUGGGAAGAAAUUCCCUGCAGAGGUCAACUUGUACACCAAACAAGCAGUGUAUCAGAAUGGAGAACCAGUUUUUAUUCCUGCACCAAAACGAUGAAUAAACUAACCAGUGUUCCUUCUUCGGUGAAACUAUUCCUGUAAUAAAAAUGUUUAUGUGAUACCUCAGUUACUGCUGUUUUAGUGUAACAUCACUGUUUUUUUUUUAACCAGAGACAAUUCAUUUGCUUAGUAUGAUUGUAAAGUUUGUAUAUACCAGGUGUGUAUGCACGUAAGCUAUAAUUAUUUACGGUAUGUAUAGAACAUCCACCUAUAUAUACUGGCAAUAAAAGAAAGUUGAAGUAAAUUUUGUCCUAAGAAUGCUCUAUUGAGUGAGCAACUGCGUAGAAGAUUUGUUUGUUAAAAAAUGUCUUAUGAAAUGAUUUUUGAUGAUUAAAUCAUUCUUGUUAA
Molecule: messenger RNA, 3390 nt
Organism: Saccostrea echinata
Lineage: Eukaryota; Metazoa; Mollusca; Bivalvia; Ostreida; Ostreidae
Product: pyruvate dehydrogenase phosphatase regulatory subunit, mitochondrial-like
Exons: 18
Coding region: 353-3040 (895 amino acids)
Cellular component (GO): mitochondrial matrix; cytoplasm; mitochondrion
Molecular function (GO): protein binding; oxidoreductase activity
Source: RefSeq, a predicted model, not a curated record